AAGGAAGAGUUACAAUUCUUCUCCAAUUUCAUGAAUGAGCUCUGGCCUGCGGUAGGAAGAGAAGUGCUUUCUGCCUUUGACCUGUCCCAGUUCCCACUCAUUUGCGAUCUGGGUGGAAACUUUGAUGGCUUAGCUAAGGAAUUAAUUUCACUCUACCCAAAAUGUACUGUGACCAUUUUUGACCUCCCUGGAGUAGUGGAAGCCUCCAAGAACCAUUGUUUGUCUUCAGAAGAGACCCGAAUCACUUUCCAUGCAGGUGAUUUUUUUAAAGAUCCAUUUCCUGAAGCGGACCUGUACAUUUUGGCCAGGAUUCUGCAUGACUGGUCAGACGAGAGAUGUUCGCAGCUGUUACAUAAAGUGUACCAGGCCUGCAAACCUGGUGGUGGUGUCUUAAUAGUGGAAAUGCUUCUUGAUGAAGACAGAAGAGGGCCUUUAGCAGCGCACAUCUACUCCUUGUUAAUGUUGCUCUACCUUGAAGGAAAAGAACGGUCAACAACUGAGUUUAAUGUGCUUCUCCGCAAGGCUGGUUUCCAAGAAGUUGAGUUAAAGAAAGGAAGCCUCUUUCAUAUUAUUCUAGGAAGAAAAUAAUGUUGCCCCUGUUGAAUGUUAACAAGGAAAUUU
This is a messenger RNA of Pantherophis guttatus, 621 nucleotides long. The record is from RefSeq and is a predicted model, not a curated record. NCBI's taxonomy places the organism in Eukaryota, Metazoa, Chordata, Lepidosauria, Squamata, Colubridae.